ACGUGACUGAAUCAGCAGCAACGAAAACCGCGCAGUUGCUUCCCGAGUGGACCUCAGAUGAUUUGUUCAUCAUGGCCUUGUCUGAAAGGCUCGGGCUGCUCCGUGUGUUGUGGCUGUUCGCCGUGCUCGAGGCGGCGUCCCCGCUGGACGGAGGCAUGCUCUUCCCCCGGGAGUCCCCCUCCAGAGAGGUGAAGGAGCUGAACGGGCUGUGGAGCUUCAGGGCGGACAAGUCCCCAAACAGGAACCAGGGCUUCGAGAGGUCAUGGUACAAAAGUCGCCUGGCAGAGACUGGCCCCGUGAUUGACAUGCCAGUCCCCGCCAGCUACAAUGACAUCACACAGGACCCCACACUGAGAAAUUUCAUUGGCUGGGUGUGGUAUGAGAGAGAGGUGGUGGUACCCGCCCGGUGGAUCGCAGACGAGGGAACAAGGGUGGUUCUCAGAGUGGGAAGUGCACACUAUUAUUCAGUAGUGUGGGUGAACGGCGUGAAAGUGACGGAGCAUGAAGGUGGCCAUCUGCCUUUCGAGGCGGAGAUAGGCACCUUAAUCCGCAAGCAACCGACUACGCCGUGCAGGAUCACCAUCGCUGUCAACAACACUCUGACUCUGAAGACCCUUCCUCCAGGCACCAUCCAGUACUUCAACGACCCCACCAAGUAUCCUCCUGGCUUUUUUGUGCAAAACAUCUACUUUGAUUUCUUCAACUAUGCUGGGAUCCACCGUCCAGUGCUGCUGUAUACUACUCCUAAGGCGUAUGUGGAUGACAUCACCGUGGUGACCGACUUCUCAGAUAACAUUGGGUUUGUCAGAUACAAGGUAUCAGUCCGAGGUGCUACCACAACCAGCCUGAAGGUUACUUUGAUGGACAGAGAUGGCCACUGUGUGGCCUCCUCCAGCGAGCCAAAUGGAGAGCUCAAAGUGGUAGAUGUCAAUCUGUGGUGGCCGUACCUGAUGCAUGAGAAUCCUGGUUAUCUUUACUCCAUGGAGGUUCACCUAAUGGCAACUAAUGAGCGAUCAACAUAUGAGGAUGUGUAUGCUCUCCCAGUCGGCAUCCGCACAGUCAAUGUCACCAGCACCCAGUUCCUCAUCAACAACAAGCCGUUCUAUUUCCACGGGGUCAACAAGCAUGAAGACUCUGACAUUCGAGGUAAGGGUUUGGACUGGCCCCUGAUCGUCAAGGACUUUAACCUAUUGAAGUGGCUGGGGGCCAACUCUUUCCGCACCAGCCACUACCCCUAUGCUGAGGAGAUUCUGCAGAUGUGUGACCGCCACGGCAUCGUGGUGAUAGAUGAGUGUCCGGGCGUGGGAAUCAAAGACAUACAUAGCUUUGGAAACGCCUCCCUGAGCCACCACCUGGUUGUCAUGGACGAGCUUGUGCGCCGGGACAAGAACCAUCCCUCUGUGGUCAUGUGGUCGGUGGCCAAUGAGCCCGCUGCCGAGAUGCCACCUGCUGAAUUUUAUUUCAAGACUGUGAUAACACAUACUAAAGAUCUGGACCACACUCGGCCCGUCACCUAUAUCACAGACAGCAACUACGCCAGGGACAAAGGGGCUCCCUAUGUAGAUGUGGUCUGUGUAAACAGUUACUUCUCCUGGUACCAUGAUCCAGGUCACCUGGAGGUAAUCCCCAUCCAGCUCAAAACCCAGUUUGAAAACUGGUAUGGAAAGUACAAGAAGCCCAUCAUACAGAGUGAAUAUGGAGCAGAUGCAGUGCCAGGGCUUCACAGUGAUCCGCCCGUGAUGUUUACCGAAGAGUACCAGAACGCAGUGCUGCGGCGCUACCACGAUGUGUUCGACCAGAAGAGGAAGGAGUAUGUCAUUGGUGAACUCAUCUGGAACUUCGCCGACUUCAUGACUGUACAAGGGAUCACUCGUGUGGUGGGGAACAAGAAGGGUAUUUUUAGCAGGCAAAGGCAGCCCAAAGCAGCAGCUUUCAUCCUGAAGGAGAGGUACUGGAGACUGGCUAAUGAAACGGGCAGAUUACCUCCUUGGACAAAGUAUCCCUGCUCACUCUGACAUGUGCACCCAGUCCAGGACAGACUGCAUCCCGUGUAGCUACUGUUCCUGCUGGAGAAAUGCCGGCAGAAGUCUGUCAAUAAAAUCAUUUCACUGUUACCGUACAUGACACAUAACUCUAUAGGCUGCUAUCCUCUAGUCUGAGCAUCAGAACUAAAUCACAAACAUUGCAGGCAUAUUUCCCAACAACAUCAUGUAGAACAACGCUGAUAAACGUUCACCUCAAGUGCCUCAUCAAUGGUGCUGUAUUUUACAGUAUGAUAAUAAUUGUAAUGUAAAUGGAAUCUACAGGACACAUUUGAGAGGACAGAAGGUAUUGAGGCAACACAGGACAUUCUAAUGCACACAUGUGAAGUGUUGCUGCUGUCAUUAAAAGAUCCAGGUCCAAACACGAGUGAUUCACUCUGCCCUGUCCUCCACUGUGAUGGAUGUAUACACCUGGCAUGACAUUACAAGACACUGUUAAAGAAAAGGGUUACCACACUAUUUUCUCUCAUAGUGCUCUGACACUCACGCUUUUUGAUAAAAUGCUUUGUAUGUGUGACAUUGAUCUGAAUCUCAAUUGAUCAAAUCAGUUUUAUUUUUUUAAAUCAACUCUCAAUGAACAAAUAAUGAAUGUGAUGAUAUUUCAAUGAAUGUAUUAAAGAUACAACACUUUCAUUCACA
This is a messenger RNA of Mugil cephalus (flathead mullet), 2681 nucleotides long. RefSeq names its product glucuronidase, beta (gene gusb). Bases 72 to 2015 code for a protein of 647 amino acids. Gene Ontology annotation, biological process: carbohydrate metabolic process; glucuronoside catabolic process. The transcript has 12 exons. Lineage: Eukaryota; Metazoa; Chordata; Actinopteri; Mugiliformes; Mugilidae. The record is from RefSeq and is a predicted model, not a curated record. Gene Ontology annotation, molecular function: carbohydrate binding; beta-glucuronidase activity.